UUCCAUGCAUGUGCCGCAAGAUUCGAUGCGACGAGAAAUCUUGGAAAGAUUUUGGUUUUUGGAUGAACUAAACAAAGCCUCAGAGAACGAUUCUAAUUCUGAGCUUCGCAAUUUUGUCAUCCCGCAAAUGUGAUUUGCAAAUUUGCCAUUCUGAAAGGAUGCAAACCCUCAAAUAUGCUCUGAACAGAAUUUUGAUGUAAUUUUUUUUUUUUUGCCAUGUCUUAUUUCACUCCCCGUUUAUCUAUUCGUUCACGCGAAUUCGGGAGAGGACAAACUCCCCCGCCGCGGACGAGACCUAGCUAAGCCGCCGGCGCCGCCCUGUCGAUCUGCGCCAGGCCACCGGCGCUACCUCCUCCGUCCGCGUAAGCCACAAGUUCUGCGGCGGCGAUGGCGCUCUCCUCCUCCCGGUCGCACCACCUCCUGUGCCCGCUCCUCUGGGGCUUCCACGCCUCCGCGCGGACCCUGGCAUGGGUGGAACCGCACGAGUUCUCCAAGCCCAGCAGGUACCUGGGCAGCUGGGAGCUUGUGGCGGAGCCCCGGGAGGCAUGGGCGCGGCUGGACCGGCUGCGCAAGGGGUACGCGCGCGACGUGCAGCUGCGGCGGCAGUACGCCUACGAGGUGCAGCUGAUGGAGGCCGAGCGGCAGCGGAAGGCCGAGGCCGCCCGCAUCGCCAACCAGGAGCGCAGGGCCGCCAAGCUCGCCGCCGCCCAGACGCGCGCCGCCGAGCGCCGCGCGUUCGAGGAGGACUUCUGCCAGACCCUCGUAGGCUUCGAUCCCUCCUGGCGCGGACGGAGGAGGCAGCGCCGAUGGCGUGGCGCAAAUCGACGGGGCGGCGCCGGCGGCUUGGCUCAUGCGUUGUCCCCUCCCGAAUGCGCGUGACCGUCUCCCGUGAACGAAUGGAUAAGGAGGAGGGGCAAAAACGGGAGAGAAAUAAGACGUGUCAAAAUAAUUUCUUAAAUUACAUCAAAAUUCUGCUCAGAGCAUAUUUGAGGAUGUGCAUCAUUUGAGAAUGACAAAUUUGUAAAUCCCAUUUGUAGGAUGACAAAAUUGUGAAGGCCAGUUUUCAUAAUGGCAGAAUUACCAUUUUCUCGUUUCUUA
Messenger RNA from Sorghum bicolor (sorghum), 1098 nucleotides. RefSeq lists its product as uncharacterized. The transcript has a single exon. The record is from RefSeq and is a predicted model, not a curated record. Lineage: Eukaryota; Viridiplantae; Streptophyta; Magnoliopsida; Poales; Poaceae. Bases 388 to 879 code for a protein of 163 amino acids.